Molecule: messenger RNA, 635 nt
Organism: Ruditapes philippinarum (Manila clam)
Lineage: Eukaryota; Metazoa; Mollusca; Bivalvia; Venerida; Veneridae
Product: large ribosomal subunit protein mL52-like
Exons: 5
Coding region: 71-580 (169 amino acids)
Biological process (GO): mitochondrial translation
Cellular component (GO): mitochondrial large ribosomal subunit
Molecular function (GO): structural constituent of ribosome
Source: RefSeq, a predicted model, not a curated record
GCACCCAAAACAACAACAACAACAACAACAACAACAAAACAGCAAGAAAGAAACAAAUUCAUAUUUACUUAUGUUUCAAACAAUGAACAAAGCAGUUUCUUCCUUACAACUUUGUAAAACAUGUUUAGAAUGUUUCAGAGGUACUCCUAUAAGAAAAAUAAACUCUCAAGUUUUACAGCAUCCUCGGAUGACAACUUUAAAUACCAUAACUUCACAUAGAACCAUAUGUACGACAGUUCCACUUCAAAGGAAAAAGAAGAUGGCACGGAGAUAUGUUCCACCCAUAGUACCAUUCACUAUGUAUGGGGAUGCACAUAGACUUAUGAGGGGUGCUUGUGUAAAGUUUGACAGAUAUGGACCAUUGUUUGAUAAACCAGAUUAUACAUUUUUAGAUGGAAGGCCAACUCCUUUGACACCAGAGCAGAUGGAACAGAAAAUAGAGAGAAGAGAGAUGGCUGAGAGGGUGAUGAAGUUUACAACAGACAUAAUAAAAGUGAAGAAAUUUAACGAAGAAUUUACCAAAAAACGAGAGUUGAAGAAGGAAAAAAGGAAACAAUACAGAUUGAUGGAAAAAAGUUGAUGUACAAUGGAUAUAUAAUGUAGUUGAAAUUCAAUUAUAAGGAAAUAAGAUUGUU